AUGGCUAAUAUGGAGAAAUUCGUGGAAGCGCAGAAGAAUUUAGCCGAAAGUAUGGUGAAAAUAAAAAAUAAGUUGAGUGAAGAACGGCUGACCAGAGCAGGGUUCGAUCAAUUGGAGAGAAAUUAUCAUGAUUCAGUCAAGAAAUUGAAGAGUAAUCAUGAAGUGAUGAUGACAAUAGAGCCCAAGAGCGAUGAUUACUUCGUAAAGGAUUUUUACGGAUUAAUGAUGAAUGGGCUGGUGAAGGAGGUUGAGGAGAUGAUAAGGAGUCGGGAGGUAACGGUUCAGGAGAAAAGCAACAAUGGCAGUGGCGCAGAAGGAAGUAAUCUGGGACUGCAGUUGGAGAGGAAAGAAGAGUUUGGGAGCAGGGAGGAAGCAGCAGUUGGAAAAGCGGCAAUGCUACAGGAGAAGCCGUCAAUAAGGAAAUAUUUUUUCCAAAAAAUCGAAAGAAUAGAGAAGAGAUUGGAAAGUGGUGAAGUCGAUGAGAGAGAUAUCGAAGAUAGUUUGCGGCAGUUGAAUGGAUUUUAUGACAAGUUGCUGGCAACGAAUGAAAUAGACGAGGAAGUCUUUGAACAAUACGAGGAGAUGACGGAAAGACUUAGUAUUCGACGGAAAGUCGUUGGAGAGCAAAAAAUGGAGAAAGCAGAGGGAAAAGAAAUCCGCAGCAACAUCAGGUUAAGCGAAGUGAGGAUACCCGAGUUCAGCGGCAAAAUUGAGGACUGGGAGUCAUUCCAUGACUUAUUUAAAAAUUUGGUGCAUAAUUCGCCUCAUUUUUCCGAAGUAGAGAAAUUAUACAGGCUGAAGGCAGCCAUUAAAGGAGACGCAGCUCAACUAAUUCAGCAUUUAAAAAUAACCGACUCCAAUUAUGAAGCUGCCUUUGAAUUAUUGAAGAAAAGGUACGAGAAUAGGAGAUUGAUGUUCACGAAUUUGUGUGAUAAGAUUCUGGACCAACCAGUAAUGAAUAGCGAUUCAGCGGCAAGUAUAAGACGCAUGCUUGACACUACCAAAAACUGUGUAAUGGCGUUGAGGGGCAUGAAUGUGUCUACAAAGGAUGCUGAACCAUUUAUUGCCAGAAUAAUUGUGAGAAAGUUUGAUAAGGAUGGGUUGCGGCUAUAUGAGCAACAAGUAAGGAAGCCGAGAGAAAUUCAAACUUUGGAUGAUGUCUUAGAAUUUUUGCAACAACAAUACCUUGCGUUGGAAGCGGCGGGAGAGCAGGAAGUGAACGUGAAGAGAAUUUAUGGAAACAAAAAUAAUAUGUCAACCAAAUUUUGCUACUUUUGUGAGAAAAGUGGGCACGGGACAGACAGAAAAUGCAAUAGUGUUGUGCGCUGCAACAAAUGUGGAGGUAAUCACCAUCAUUAUCUUCACAAUGGUGACCAAAGAAGCGUUAAUCAGCAAGUUAAUCCCACAUCAUCUAUGGUAAUUGAGAGAAAACAACAACAAGUUUUAUUGGCAACAGCAUUGGUAAAAGUACGGGCAGCGACGGGAGAAUUUGAGUUGCUACGGGCAAUGAUAGAUCAAGGGUCACAGAUAACAUCAAUUUCGGAAGAAGCUUCGCAGAUUUUGGGAUUGCCAAGGAUAAAAGAAAAAACGGAAAUACGCGGCUUGGGUGGUACUUUGGCGAUGGUACUACCUACGAUAAUGAGCCAGCAGCCAGGUAAAUCCUUCGACAUAGAUAUGAAGCAAUGGCGAAACUGUAUGUUGGCUGAUCCAUUCUUCAAUAAAUCCGAUCGCAUUGAUCUAAUAAUCGGUGGAGACAUUUACGCCGACAUAAUGGAAAAAGGGCAGAAGAGAGUAAGCGGUCCGUUCUCACAACAAACGAAACUUGGUUGGAUAGUAUCUGGAGCUCUAUCCAAUGGAAUAAGCAAAGUGGAAAAAGUGCAGGUGGCUGCGACGAACCUUGAACGUUUUUGGGAAGUAGAGGAAGUGGAAGCAGAAGAUCAGUGUACAAAUGAUGACCAGUGGUGCAUGCAGAAUUUUGAAAAAUCGACCGUUAUUCGAGAUGAUGGUCGAUUGAUGGUGUCAUUACCUUUUAAGGCUGAUAUGGAACUAGGCGAAUCCAAACCGCAAGCAAUGGCCAGGUUUUUGAAUGGUGAAAAGAAGUUGGAGAAAUAUCCAUCACUAAAAGCUGAAUAUAUAACCUUCAUGCGAGAGUAUCGGGAACUGGGUCAUAUGGUGCAAGUACCGAUGGAGAUGAAAGGAAAAUAUUACUUACCGCAUCAAGCAGUGAUCAGAGAAGAUAGCCGAACAACGAAAGUGCGAGUGGUGUUUGAUGCAUCAGCGAAAACAUCGAAUCAAAGAAGUUUGAAUGACAUAAUGCACACUGGACCUAAACUUCAACGCGAUAUAUUUGAUAUAAUGUUGAAAUGGCGUUUAUGGAAGUACGUAUUGACAGGAGACGUGGAAAAGAUGUAUCGGCAGAUUGUAGUGAGGCCAGAAGAUCAAGAAUAUCAAUACAUACUUUGGAGAGAGAACAGAGCGGAACCAAUAAAGCAAUAUCGUUUAACAACAGUAACAUAUGGCACAUCAGCGGCGCCGUUUCUGGCAGUAAGGUCACUAUUCAUGAUAGGUGAUUACUGCAAAGAGGAGAUGGUGAAAAAUAUUAUAAAAGAAGAUUUUUAUAUGGAUGACCUCAUGACUGGAGCUGAUACUGUAAAGAGAAGUCAACAUAUUCUGCAAUCAGUGGCACAGCAGCUGCAGAAGUUUAAUUUUCAUUUGAGAAAAUGGAUUUCAAAUGACCCUAAAAUUACGGAAAUUGUAGAAAAUCGAGGACGCAAUGAAGUUAUAUCGAUUAAAGACGACGAGUCCAUAAAAACCUUGGGUGUUGGGUGGGAUCCCAAUAUGGACCACUUUCGAUUCAACGUCAGCUUUAGUAAUCCUUCACAAAUGACAAAGAGAAAAGUACUGUCAUUGGUAGCUAGAAUUUUCGACCCAUUGGGAUGGUUAUCACCAAUAACGGUGGUAGCAAAAUUGAUCGUUCAGAAGCUGUGGCUGUUAAAUAUAGAUUGGGAUGAGACGAUACCCGAGGAAAUUUUGACGCAAUGGCUAGAAUUCGCAAAUCAUUUGGAUUCUCUUCAUAAAAUAAAAAUCCCUAGAUGGCUGGGUACAUCGACAACUACAAAGUUCGAGCAUCAUGGCUUUUCAGACGCGUCCGAGAAAGCAUAUUCCGCAGUAAUAUUCAUUAAAUGUGAAAUGAGGGUGACUUUACUAACUGCCAAAAGUAAGGUCAACCCAAUCAAAAAUAAAAAGACGCUGCCAAAAUUGGAGCUGUGUGGUGCACAUCUGUUGGCGAGAUUGUUGAAUAGGGCAGAGAAAAUCAUAGGAAGAGAGACGAACGUGUUUGCAUGGACUGAUUCAACAAUCACACUGGGGUGGAUCCAAAAUAAUCGUAGCAAGGACAAAUUCAUUAAGAAUAAGGUGCAGGAUACAAAUGUGCUUGUACCAACAGCAACAUGGAGAUAUGUUGGCACAAAGGAAAAUCCAGCAGAUAUUGCAUCAAGAGGUAUUCAACCACAUCGGCUAAUGGACUAUAAGCUAUGGUGGAAUGGUCCUGAAUGGUUGCGGGAGCCUUCAAGUCAUUGGCCUGAACAACCACAGAGGACUGCAGUGAUAGCAUCGACGAUGGUAACAACAGAAGUAAAUUUUUUGGAUGAUAUAAUGACGAGAUACUCCAGGUUUUCUAAAAUGCGGCGUGUAGUGGCAUACGUCAUUCGAUUUAUUGAGAGGACGAGGAAUAAAAUCAAAAUUUCUGGUGGUUUAGCUGUCCAUGAACUUAUAGAAGCUGAAGAACAUAUACUAUCACGUCAUCAGCAAGUUAUGUUUUCUAAAGAAAUUAUAUCUUUAAAAAGAGGAUCUUUAAUUGAUCGAGGCAGCCGUAUAGUGGGACUACAUCCUUUCUUAGACAGAAGAGGCAUACUUCGAGUUGGUGGUCGACUGCAAAAUGCAAAUAUGUCCUUCAAUCAAAAACAUCCAAUUGUAUUGAAUAAAUCGAAUCUGACAGCCGCAAUAGUGCGAUCGUUUCAUCUGGCAACUUUACAUGGAGGAAACAGAUUGACUGAAACAUCCACAAAACGCAAAUAUUGGAUUAUUGGCUUGAAAGCAGCGAUAAAAAAGUGUAUACGAUCGUGUCCAAGAUGUAUACGGUACAAACAAGAGACAGCGAAGCAGAUAAUGGGUAACUUGCCAGAUUCGAGGGUUACAGCGAUGCAACCUUUCUUAUAUACAGGAGUGGACUACGCUGGACCUAUAUGGAUGAAGUGCUCCAGAAACAGAGGACAAAAGUGUUUUAAAGGAUACAUUGCUAUAUUUGUCUGCAUGUCAACAAAAGCAAUUCAUCUGGAAGCUGUGAGCGAUUUGUCCACAUCAGCAUUUUUGGCAGCCUUGAAACGGUUCUUUUCCAGAAGAGGAAAGAGUGCUAAAAUGUACAGCGACAAUGGGACAAAUUUUGUUGGAGCGAAAAAUAGACUUGAUGCGGACUACAAAGCUGUUAUUCAAAGAAAUCGAGACGUGAUGCCAGUGCUGGCGGAGGAAGGUGUGGAGUGGCAUUUUAUCCCCCCGGCAGCCCCUCAUCAAGGAGGGAUUUGGGAGUCUGGCGUGAAAUCUGUGAAGCAUCAUCUGAGACGUGUUAUUGGCGAGACCAGAUUAAGUUACGAGGAAAUGGCCACAUUGCUGUGCCAAAUCGAAGCGGUUUUAAACUCAAGGCCAUUGGUGUAUAUGGAUAAUGAAGAAGUGGAAUCUCUUGAUUUUUUGUCACCGAGUCAUUUUCUGAUUGGGAGGCAGACGACGGAUGUACCGGAGUAUGUCAACGAAGUGGUAGGAUCUCUCAACAAGUGGAAGCUGAUACAGAAGAUGAGAAGAGAUUUCUGGAAUCGAUGGAAAGAGGAAUAUCUUUCAACGUUGCAGCAGCGAAGAAGGUGGAACCGGCCAGAGGUGAAUUUGGCGAAUGGAGAUGUAGUCAUCAUUAAAAACGAAUUGACACAUCCAGCGAAAUGGCCUAUGGGACGAAUCAUUGAGACUCAUCCGGGCAAGGAUGGGAGAGUUCGAGUUGUGUCAUUGAAGUUGCAAGAUUGCAUAUUAAAACGCCCUGUCCAGAAACUCUGUCCAUUAAUAAGAGCUUCGGAUGAAGAGGUGGAAGAAGUGUCGCCACAAACAACAAAAGCAGGAUUGAGGAAUACGCAGUCGGCAAACAAGCAUGUUUUUAGUGUAUUAGUAAUGCUGCUACUUGCUGCCACAAGUCAGAUUGGAGCAGUGGCUACAACUGGAGGUUCAAUCUCUGAGAUAAGCAAUUCUACUGCAAUUUACCUGGAUCACUUGGGAACUGUGGAUGUAGUAGCGUCUUCAUGGAAUCUGCUAAUCUAUUUCAAGCUUGAUCCGUUCUUUGAGGUAAUUAGCAAAUCCGAACGAUUGCUGGUGGAUAUGAGAAAUACAUGUGGAAAAUUGAUGACCUUUGAAGACCACUGUGGUCAUGUACUGGACGAGAUGGAGCAGAUAGUGAAGGAGAUGAUAUACACUAAUCGAUAUUUGUUUCAUGAUGAUGUGGCUAGAUCCAAGAGAGCACCCUUAGAGUUUAUUGGCUCGCUACAGCACAUCCUCUUUGGUACGAUGGAUGCUGAUGACAGGAAAGUUGUAGAAGAAAACAUGAGGAAACUAUUGGGAAAUCAGCAUGACCUGAAAUACCUUGUGCAAAAACAGACGUCUAUUCUGGAAUCGUCAGUGAAUGUCAUUCGCAAAACGACGGAAGAAGUAAACAGCAACUUCAAAAGUAUAACAGAACGGGUGAACAACAUGACGGAAGCGAUGAAGGAGGUAUAUUUGGUGUACCGCGAGUCCAUCAAAUUUUUCAUGGUGACGAAAGAAUUGCACAUAAUCAUAAGUGAGAACCAGAGGGUCCAAGCGAAGAUAAUCGAAUUGCUGAUAGAUAUAAAUCAUGGUAAAUUAAAUCCCUCAUUGCUCACGCCAAUUCAGCUCCAGAAUUAA
This is a messenger RNA of Stomoxys calcitrans (stable fly), 5973 nucleotides long. RefSeq lists its product as uncharacterized. The coding region runs from base 1 to 5973 and encodes 1990 amino acids. NCBI's taxonomy places the organism in Eukaryota, Metazoa, Arthropoda, Insecta, Diptera, Muscidae. The transcript is spliced from 3 exons. Gene Ontology annotation, molecular function: nucleic acid binding. Gene Ontology annotation, biological process: DNA integration. The record is from RefSeq and is a predicted model, not a curated record.